This is a messenger RNA of Spodoptera exigua (beet armyworm), 2043 nucleotides long. Lineage: Eukaryota; Metazoa; Arthropoda; Insecta; Lepidoptera; Noctuidae. The record is from the annotation of a GenBank genome assembly.
AUGCAUUCAUUCGUUCGUUGUGAAUAUUUGCUGUUGUGAUUGUGAUGCUAAUAUUUUUUGAACGUUAGAAUGUGUUUGUCAAUGUGGAGUGUUUAUUGAUAUUAGAUAGAAAUUAAGUUUUGGAAGUUUACUCCCUAAAAAUGAAAUAUGUACAUAGUUUUGUGUAGUCGAUAAUCAGUUCUAUUAUGUACGCAAACACUUACGGAGUGGUGCAAGAUGAUGUAGUCCUUCGCAUUUACCAUGGAAAAACGAUAAUAAACAUUAGAUAAUUCAUCUACUACAAUGGAUGUUCAUCCCGAAUAUGUUGAAACAGCUAAAUCUAUCCUAUCUUUCGACAAUCGAAGUUACUUCAAAGCUGAGGAUAGUGGAUACCAUACUUCGUUUACACCGGAGCAUUCAGGAUUAUCGAGCGGUUUUCUCGAUCAAUCAGUAGUAAACACAACAGCUUUUAUUGAUCAAAUAAAAGUAGAAUAUGUUACGCCGGAAUCUACUUACAGACACAACCAAUUAAAACCCCGAAAUGACAAUACAGAAACUCCACCGUCUAGGCGGGCUGUCAAACGACCCUAUUCAAGCGUUGAGUCUGCGAAACAGACAAUACCGACUCCCACAACAUGGAUUGCAGGAAAAAUACAGAGUUUGGAAGUGAAUGAAGAUAAAGAAAAUUCUACUCUAUCCAUACCAUCAGACAGCUCUCAUAGUAGUGGGAAUACAAGAUUAAUCUACAGAUUAAAUAUUUGUGAACAAAAGUUUUCAUAUCCAAUAACCCCUAUUAAAAGGAACUGUAAAUUAAGUCCUUGUAGAAAAUCUGGCAGAAAGCUAGACUUUGUAAUACAUUCCUUAUCAUGUGAUACACAUGAGCUAGAGUCAGUACCUAAACAAGUAUCACAAACUAAAAUAGGAAAUUCACAACCUAUUCUAGCCAGACCUGACCAAAAAAUAGAUAUAUUAGGAUUGUUAAACCAGAAAUGUGCCAUACCUCCAUUAAAACAUAUUUUUAAAUAUCUGAAUAAUGAUGAUAUUUGCAACUUCUGUUCUGUGAGUAGUACAUGGAAUGACAUUUGGAACUUGCACAAUAAUGAUCAAAAGAAACAAGAAAUAAGAAAACAUUUGAAAAAUGUUAAAGAGAAUCAAGAGAAUUGCAUAAAAGAUAUCAACUCUAGAAAUAAAACUACCAAGGUUUUUGAUGGAUGCCUUAGAGAAAUUCACAACGAACUCCAUGAGUAUCCUAUGAACAGUACUCCUAUCAGUCCACAGUAUUCACCAAGAACUAAUCGCUUCAGAAAAUUCAUCAAGUCUGCAUCUCUGGAUUCUCGUCUGCAGCUUUCAUGUGUGAGGUGUUCACACCCAGCAAAAGUAACAGAAGAAAAUACUGGUGAAGAAUGGGUUGAGUGCACAAAUACUGCUUGCUCCUAUCAAUUCUGCAGAUUCUGCAACUGCAGUAGGCACCCAGGUAAGAGCUGUAUUCAGUACGACCUAAACGCACCAAGCCCCUCUAAAAGAAAGAAAUGUGAUUAUGCUGUGGGUACAAAAAAAAGCAGAAAGAACUUACGUAGACUUCUGUGAUCUGUUUUAAACAACUCAGUUUUAAACUAGAUUUUAGAAUAAUAAUUUGUGUACAACAUUCCAUAAUUUGAAAUUUUUUAAGAAGUAGAGGAAUUAGAAUUUAUUUGGUUGAUUAAUUGAAAUUAUUUCAUACUUUUUAUACUUGAGAUUAAGGGGAUAGUACCCAUGUCUGAUUUUGUGCCAUUUUUAUCACUUUAUUGAAUUUAUUGUUCAACACAAAGUCAGUAGAAAGUCUGUUUGGCAGUUUUAUAUAAGGUUCUGUUAACUAAGGAUUUCUACGGGUUUGCUUAUUUUAUAUCUACAAUUUGUUUGUGGACCAAGAUGUAAACAACAACAACAACAACUCAACAACUUUGUACAGGCAGUCAUAGGCUUUCUAAGAAAAAGUGAAUAUAUUCAGUAUUUCAAAUUAAGACUUGCAUGUCGAAAAUGUGUAUACCUUGCCAUUGUCCUUCACAAAUAAAACUGCUUUAAUAA